Molecule: messenger RNA, 1758 nt
Organism: Desarmillaria tabescens
Lineage: Eukaryota; Fungi; Basidiomycota; Agaricomycetes; Agaricales; Physalacriaceae
Exons: 6
Coding region: 351-1559 (402 amino acids)
Source: RefSeq, a predicted model, not a curated record
AGCCCUUACCAGAUUGUGCGAUAGCACUUUCUGAGGUUCGGCUGUUGUUGGAUUCGCUGGAGGUCCGAUUUCAUGUGGUUACCAUGAUAUUCACCUUGAAUGCAGCAUCUAUUCUCGAUUUUGACUCCUCGGGCAUCAACUUCGUUCACAAGUUACGAUCCCUCUCUCAUACACCUCCCAGGGUUCGUUUGACUCCUCGGCAAACCCCUACAUUCUUCAAAGAUAGAAGCAUCCCUCUCCAUCCCUCGGUUUCCCUUACAUGGAGAAAGCUCUUGUCUGUCGCAUAUAAAUACCAGGACGUUACCUAGAGGAAGAUCAUACUCUAGCAGCGUCUCUCCACUACGCGAACAAUGUGCUCUACUCCAUUAUACGCCCUUAGUCCGACCUCCUCUGAAGUAACGCUUUACGAUGAUUCGACAUCAUCUAGCCUUCCCCAGUGGAUUUACACGACCAAGCAUAUGAGAAUUGACCUCGGCACUCGUAUGUGGGGCUCGCAUGUCCCGUGCUACGGCUUGAAUGGAAACAUCGAAGGAUCCAUUCGCUUCUCAGGCAAUCCCAGUACCGUAUCAAAGGUCACCGUUGCGCUCCAGGUACAGGUUACAACCUCCGAGCAGCGAUCUUUCACACUCUUGUCCCGUACUGUUCCCGUCUACACUCCGUUUUCUGCGUCUUCGACCCAAUGGAACGAUGACUGCGCUUUUUCGCUGCCUAUCCCGAGCGAGAUCUACUCGAACGGAGGUAUUUCGGUUAUGCCGCCAUCGUUCUCGUACCACAGCUACGAUGCGACGUGCGAAGUUUCUUACUUUGUCAAAGUGUGCAUGGUGCGAAAGAGGAACGGUUUCAACACGCAUGAAUCACGUCUCAUACCUAUCAUGUACCUUCCCAAGUCAGAGCCUUGCCAGGUCCAAAGUGCAGAAUCAAAAACGGAGAUGAUGUCUCUGAAGCCUAUGACACCGCAGUGGUCGGGUUCAAAGAAAGGACGUCAAAGGGCAGGCACUCUUGGUGACUUCGAUGACGCAGUUCAUGUGUCUAUCUCUUCCACGAAUCUCGCUUCCGGCGCCGGAAUACCGUUUUCCGUCAAAAUUGACACCGCUAAGCACCCGGUUCUAAAUCAGGUAUCAGACAAAAAUAUUCAUGUUGCGCUAGUGAACAGAGUCUCGCUCUGGUCAUCAUCGGGUUCAUCAAAGCCUGUGUCAUCCGAGUAUCAAAUUUCCUCCGGUUCUGUGCUGCGCAAGGAUGGAUCUCAGAGUAGCCUUGUGUUCCAGGGGUCUAUCCAAGCAGGUUGUGCGGGAGAAGAGAAUUCAUGGCGCCUUAACGGCGUUGUAAGCGUGGAGUACAUUCUUCGCAUUUCGGUCAUUGCGCCCAGAAAUCUUCUUGGACAACUCCCUACAUUUCAUCAUGACUCUGUCAUUACAUUGGCUUCAGACGAGUACGGUACGUCUUGGCGAGAAAUGAAGGAAUCCUGCGGCGUUCCAGCGCCAGCACUAGGUCUUUGGAGUAACUCGUGCAGUGAGUCUAGUGAAGAAGCAAUUGCCUUUGCCUAUGUCUUCGUUUGUUAGAGACUAUUGCUCUUUAACGAUCUCAGUACACCCUACAGUUGUAUCAUGCCCUACAGUUGUAUCACGCUGUUACGUAUGUAAAUAGGGUCAAGAUGCUCGACAGCCUCCUUCACAUUGAAAUAUCAUCAGCUGGCAAGCGCAUCGGAAGUGUCGGGCCGGGAAGUGUUAUCCAAAUAAACCGCAUGCUAAGCCGUCUACU